UACAAAGCACUGAAUCAAAUUCCUUGAAGAAACCAUUUCGAUUUGGAUGAAAUUGCAACUAGCACACAUUGCAUUAGCCUACUUUAAUAAAACUGAAUUCCCAGCUUCUCAAUCGAUCGAGCCACGUGACAGCUCGUUUUCGCGAAACAAGCACAUCACCCUUGCAAAUCAGGUAUAUGCGCUGCGUCAACCGUUUGGGGUUUAGCCUAGGGCGGCUAUUGCUAGACUUUUAGUAGCCUAUAUCAGAACAUGGCUAGGUUUGUAGUAGAGGUGUUUCUUGUCCUUGUUCUCUCCGCCACCAAUGCGGCGCAGGAGGAGGUCAUUGAUGUGAUUCUAGCCAGUCUCGCCAAAAGCGCAUCGUUCCUGGAGCAAGAGCACCGUAACAUCAACCUGGACGGAGUGGUCGGGUACAUCAUCCUGCAGGCGGAGUUGAAGGAAGCAGUGAGAACGUGGCCCCACACUGACCCUCUGAGCUGGUCUCAGCGCACCGCUACGGUAACCCUGGUCAGGAGGCUGGACCAGAGCCUGGCUAAGGCUGUCACCCAGCUGGAGAAGACUGACCCCAAAUACUACAGAGAGUUUGAGCCUCUGUUGAGCUGGACCUUCUGGUCAGUACCUCAUGAGUGGAGCUCCACAGAUCCCUCUCUGGCCUACUCCUCCGGUCGAACCAUGGAGUGUUACGAUGAGACGCAGAGCGACAAGUGUAUGACCCUGCUACUGGGAACAUGGAAGAACAACGGGACCCCUUGCAUCGUGACCAAGUCAUGUCGUGACACAAUGACGAGGUUUGGAUGUCCUAACUACUCCCUCUCUCACCAGCUGCUCUACUUCAUGCUGGGAGCCAAUAGAGGUUGUUCUGCCAUGUUGAAGGGGGACAUGCGUACGUCGCGUGCUAACCUAACAGAGAGACAGUACCAGGGGACAUUCUGCUCCAACAUGCUGAAGGGAAACAUGGACAUCAUACAGAAGAACUUCACUGGGGAGACCCAGGACAUCUUCAUCGAAAACAUACUGCUGUGUGGAUUGGCUGGUUUCUCUGACUUUCUCAAAGUUGAUUGGCUGCAGCACAUUCUGAGGCUGCAGGAUCAGGAAGUGGGAUGUUUUACACAGCCCCACAGAAGAGUGAAGAGGAGAGAGAGAAUGUUGAAGGAUGGUUGUUCCAGUCACAUAACAGGCGUGUCAGUGAGCGCUCUGGGAGGAUACCUCAACUACUUCCUGACAGAGCAGGACAUCACCAAGAGACCACUCACCUGAAUGUCAACCACCCUUCACCUGGAUGUGUGACCCUUCACCUGAAUGUCAACCACCCUUCACCUGGAUGUGUGACCCUUCACCUGGAUUGUCAACCACCCUUCACCUGAAUGUGUGACCCUUCACCUGGAUGUGUGACCCUUCACCUGGAUGUGUGACCCUUCACCUGGAUGUGUGACCCUUCACCUGGAUGUGUGACCCUUCACCUGGAUGUCAACCACCCUUCACCUGGAUGUGUGACCCUUCACCUGGAUGUCAACCACCCUUCACCUGGAUGUGUGACCCUUCACCUGGAUGUGUGACCCUUCACCUGGAUGUGUGACCCUUCACCUGGAUGUGUGACCCUUCACCUGAAUGUCAACCACCCUUCACCUGGAUGUGUGACCCUUCACCUGGAUGUGUGACCCUUCACCUGAAUGUCAACCACCCUUCACCUGGAUGUGUGACCCUUCACCUGAAUGUCAACCACCAUUCACCUGGAUGUGUGACCCUUCACCUGGAUGUGUGACCCUUCACCUGGAUGUGUGACCCUUCACCUGGAUGUCAACCACCCUUCACCUGGAUGUGUGACCCUUCACCUGGAUGUCAACCACCCUUCACCUGAAUGUCAACCACCCUUCACCUGGAUGUCAACCACCCUUCACCUGGAUGUGUGACCCUUCACCUGGAUGUGUGACCCUUCACCUGGAUGUCAACCACCCUUCACCUGGCUGUGUGACCCUUCACCUGGAUGUGUGACCCUUCACCUGGAUGUGAACCACCCUUCACCUGGAUGUCAACCACCCUUCACCUGGAUGUGUGACCCUUCACCUGGAUGUGUGACCCUUCACCUGGAUGUGAACCACCCUUCACCUGGAUUGUCAACCACCCUUCACCUGAAUGUCAACCACCCUUCACCUGGAUGUGUGACCCUUCACCUGAAUGUGUGACCCUUCACCUGGAUUGUCAACCACCCUUCACCUGGAUGUGUGACCCUUCACCUGGAUGUGUGAUCCUUCACCUAGAUGUGUGACCCUUCACCUGAAUGUCAACCACCCUUCACCUGGAUGUGUGAUCCUUCACCUGGAUGUGUGACCCUUCACCUGAAUGUCAACCACCCUUCACCUGGAUGUGUGACCCUUCACCUGAAUGUCAACCACCCUUCACCUGGAUGUGUGACCCUUCACCUGAAUGUCAACCACCCUUCACCUGGAUGUGUGACCCUUCACCUGGAUGUGUGAUCCUUCACCUGGCUGUGUGACCCUUCACCUGAAUGUCAACCACCCUUCACCUGGAUGUGUGACCCUUCACCUGGAUGUCAACCACCCUUCACCUGGCUGUGUGACCCUUUACCUGGAUGUGUGACCCUUCACCUGGAUGUGUGACCCUUCACCUGGAUGUGUGACCCUUCACCUGAAUGUCAACCACCCUUCACCUGGAUGUGUGAUCCUUCACCUGGAUGUGUGACCCUUCACCUGAAUGUCAACCACCCUUCACCUGGAUGUGUGACCCUUCACCUGAAUGUCAACCACCCUUCACCUGGAUGUGUGACCCUUCACCUGAAUGUCAACCACCCUUCACCUGGAUGUGUGACCCUUCACCUGAAUGUCAACCACCCUUCACCUGGAUGUGUGACCCUUCACCUGAAUGUCAACCACCCUUCACCUGGAUGUGUGACCCUUCACCUGGAUGUGUGAUCCUUCACCUGGAUGUGUGACCCUUCACCUGAAUGUCAACCACCCUUUACCUGGAUGUGUGAUCCUUCACCUGGAUGUGUGACCCUUCACCUGGAUGUGUGACCCUUCACCUGAAUGUCAACCACCCUUCACCUGGAUGUGAACCACCCUUCACCUGGAUGUGUGACCCUUCACCUGGAUGUCAACCACCCUUCACCUGGCUGUGUGACCCUUUACCUGGAUGUGUGACCCUUCACCUGGAUGUGUGACCCUUCACCUGGAUGUGUGACCCUUCACCUGAAUGUCAACCACCCUUCACCUGGAUGUGUGACCCUUCACCUGAAUGUCAACCACCCUUCACCUGGAUGUGUGACCCUUCACCUGAAUGUCAACCACCCUUCACCUGGAUGUGUGACCCUUCACCUGAAUGUCAACCACCCUUCACCUGGAUGUGUGACCCUUCACCUGGAUGUGUGAUCCUUCACCUGGAUGUGUGACCCUUCACCUGAAUGUCAACCACCCUUUACCUGGAUGUGUGAUCCUUCACCUGGAUGUGUGACCCUUCACCUGGAUGUGUGACCCUUCACCUGAAUGUCAACCACCCUUCACCUGGAUGUGAACCACCCUUCACCUGGAUGUGUGACCCUUCACCUGGAUGUCAACCACCCUUCACCUGGCUGUGUGACCCUUUACCUGGAUGUGUGACCCUUCACCUGAAUGUCAACCACCCUUCACCUGGAUGUGAACCACCCUUCACCUGGAUGUGUGACCCUUCACCUGGAUGUGAACCACCCUUCACCUGGAUGUGUGACCCUUCACCUGAAUGUCAACCACCCUUCACCUGGAUGUGUGACCCUUCACCUGAAUGUCAACCACCCUUCACCUGGAUGUGAACCACCCUUCACCUGGAUGUGAACCACCCUUCACCUGGAUGUGUGACCCUUCACCUGGAUGUGUGACCCUUCACGUGGAUGUGUGACCCUUCACCUGGAUGUGUGACCUUUCACCUGGACAUGUGUCCUAAAUAGCACCCAAUUAUUUACUUAUACCACUACCUCUGACCAGGCAAACCCAUAGGGCUCUGGUGAAAAGUAGUGCACUUAUGUAGGGCAGUGUGUAUCCAUCCUCUCUUGGGGACACCCAGUCGUUCUAUUCCACAGCACCAGGGGUGGAAACUACUUAACUAGUACUUUAAAGUCAUUUUACUUCAGUAGUUUUUGGAGGAAUCUGUACUUUACUAUUUAUAUUUUUGACAAUUUUACUUUUAUUUCACUACAUUCCUAAAGAAAAUAAAUGCACUUUUCCCUCCCAACAUUUUCCCCGACACCCAAAAGUACACGUUACAUUUUGAAUGCUUAACAGGAGAGGAAAAUGGUCAAAUUCACGCACUUAUCAAAAUAACAUCCCUGGUCAUCUCUA
Molecule: messenger RNA, 4325 nt
Organism: Oncorhynchus gorbuscha (pink salmon)
Lineage: Eukaryota; Metazoa; Chordata; Actinopteri; Salmoniformes; Salmonidae
Product: UPF0764 protein C16orf89 homolog
Exons: 7
Coding region: 250-1254 (334 amino acids)
Cellular component (GO): cytosol; membrane
Source: RefSeq, a predicted model, not a curated record